Molecule: messenger RNA, 1260 nt
Organism: Pieris napi
Lineage: Eukaryota; Metazoa; Arthropoda; Insecta; Lepidoptera; Pieridae
Exons: 1
Source: RefSeq, a predicted model, not a curated record
UUGAACAAUGCUAAUUGUUUGUCUUUAAAUAUUUGUAGUGAAAGAAAAAGAAGAGGAGACAUUACUUUUAAACCAUUUUGGCAAGAAGAUGAAUUUGAUAAAAAACAGCACCAAUUAAAAUCGAUAAGAUAUACCACGUUAGGCUUUACUAAAAGAACACGUAAACGGAAGCCAAUAAAAUCAUCUAAUACACAAAACCUUGUUAAAGUGACUGAACCAAUUACAAUAUCCAUGAAUGUAAGCCAUAAAAAAUUUGCCACCGAGAAGUUUUUGUCAUUCGAUGAACUGUUACGGCUAAGAAAACUUAAUACUGCUGAUAUUAAUGCACGUCGUGCAGGUGAAUCAGCACCACCCCAAUCUGAAGAAACCGCCACACAAACCGAAUCCAGCACAUCAGAGUAUACAGCAAAUACCCCUUUUAUACGUUUAAAACAUUGCACGAGAAAGUUAACGUGUACUUGGACCGCUGCAUCGUUAGGGGAUAAUGAAGGAAAUGCGGAUGUCGGCAACAGAGGCUCUCGAACUCCUCCUGGCUAUGUUGAAGGCUGCACGCGAACUUCAACUUGUACACGUGACUUCAUGAAUCGAAAUAAAAUGGACACAAUCCCAACACCCAGUACUGAGCCUGAAAUCGAAGAUGGAAGUGAUGAAGAUUAUUGUGAAAAACGAUCAUUAAAUGUUAGAAGGGAUUCAAAGCUACAAGAAAUUUUAAAUGUUUCCCCUAACACUAUUCUACCUUUUGUACAGAAUAAGGACAAAGAUCUAGCUCAAAGCAAACACGAAGGUAUAGAAUCGGAAACCUGUGAAUGUGAAAAUGAUUAUCUCAGAAAUAAAAGAACAACUAGUGAAAAGAAAUUUAUUAAGAAAAGAGAAUCUGAAAGUUAUGGUUCAUUGUCGUAUGGAGAUUUAUUUUAUUUGGUCGUGAAUAAACUGAUGAAAAAUUGGAAUUUAAACAAAAAAAUACAAUCAGACAAGUGUUCAUGUAAUUUGGCAAAUGAAAAACAAUACAAUGCUUGGCUAUUAAUAUUAACAUUAUUUUCUAGUAAUUAUAUUUUUCACUGACUAUUUAAAAAAUAAAUAAUAUACGAAAAUAAAUUUAUUUUGGAUAUAGUUUUUGAGCAGGUCGUUGUUGAAGUUGUGUGAUGAAAGCAAUGGAAUUUAGCGUUUAAUUUAAUUUUCUUCAAAUCUGUCGCCAAAUUUUUUAACAGUUCGUCGUAACUUAAUAUUGUUUCUCCGUAGCGAUAUAAUUUUCUAACGAUU